AUGAGCUGGGAAAAACAAAAAACUACCGACAGUCAGCGCCGAAGCUGCGCAGGGGCAGUGCGAGGUCUUCGGUACCCGGUAACGAAAAAAAGGUUGAAAUCGGUCCCAAACAAGAGAAGUCGUGCGCCUAAGGUUCGCGUCACUGUGCUCUGUGACUGUUCAGACAUCGAGGAGACGACACCGGAGCUGGUAGUCCCUCCCUGGUUGAGCUACUUACCUAUAAAGGGUGAUCUUAUUGAAGCAAAACUUGUUCAUGAGCAGCUUUGCUCAAUUGUCGAGAGGUCCGAUAGGGAAAUUUUGGGUCCUAACAUUCAAUAUCUCCCCAAAAUUGUUGCUAUAUUUGCUGAGAUGAAUACAGGGCACUAUGAAAGUAUUGGCCCCAUCUCAUUUCACAAUCAGAUAUUCGAAGGACCUGAUACUGAUAUAGAAAUAGAAGAACUAAAGUAG
Molecule: messenger RNA, 447 nt
Organism: Fraxinus pennsylvanica
Lineage: Eukaryota; Viridiplantae; Streptophyta; Magnoliopsida; Lamiales; Oleaceae
Source: the annotation of a GenBank genome assembly